GGACUACUUUUCCAGGCGGAUUGAUCUCGACGGAUGACGCAGGGACAGAAUAUAAAGUUGCUGAGGCAGGCUGUCCGGCAUUAUCCUCGGCAUUCGCAGAGUAUUCGGCUUGUCUUUGAAGAAUUCCGCGGUUCACAGCCACCAGUUUAAGCUGAAAUCAUGCAGAUUUUUGUCAAGACCCUCACUGGCAAGACCAUCACCCUUGAGGUUGAGCCCAGUGACACCAUUGAGAACGUGAAGGCCAAGAUCCAAGACAAGGAAGGCAUUCCCCCUGACCAGCAGAGGCUGAUCUUUGCUGGCAAGCAGCUUGAAGAUGGCCGCACCCUUUCCGACUACAACAUCCAGAAAGAAUCCACCCUCCAUCUUGUCCUGCGCCUGAGGGGUGGCCAGUAAAGUUGUACUAAGAUGUUUCAUUGCACAACUGACCAAAUGAUUAUUGAUUCAACCCAAUAAAAAGUUUUAAAUGCCAAAA
Molecule: messenger RNA, 472 nt
Organism: Oryzias melastigma (Indian medaka)
Lineage: Eukaryota; Metazoa; Chordata; Actinopteri; Beloniformes; Adrianichthyidae
Product: ubiquitin
Exons: 2
Coding region: 160-393 (77 amino acids)
Biological process (GO): modification-dependent protein catabolic process; protein ubiquitination
Cellular component (GO): nucleus; cytoplasm
Molecular function (GO): ubiquitin protein ligase binding; protein tag activity
Source: RefSeq, a predicted model, not a curated record